This is a messenger RNA of Eublepharis macularius, 2750 nucleotides long. RefSeq names its product MAX network transcriptional repressor (gene MNT). Bases 204 to 1931 code for a protein of 575 amino acids. The transcript has 6 exons. Gene Ontology annotation, molecular function: DNA-binding transcription factor activity, RNA polymerase II-specific; RNA polymerase II cis-regulatory region sequence-specific DNA binding; protein dimerization activity. NCBI's taxonomy places the organism in Eukaryota, Metazoa, Chordata, Lepidosauria, Squamata, Eublepharidae. The record is from RefSeq and is a predicted model, not a curated record. Gene Ontology annotation, biological process: regulation of transcription by RNA polymerase II.
UCUUGUUGCGCUGCCUUCCCUUGUCUGGGAGCGUCGCGGGGCUCGGGGCGGGGGCGGCGGCCUGCCCGGCGCGGGCUUCGCAUCGCUCGGCAGCGGCUUCUGCGGGGGACGCAGCCCCGAGGCGCCUCCUCUCCUCUCCGCCCGCCCCGCGGCUCGACGGUCUCCGGGACUUGGGCUCCGCCGCUGGCCCCGCAGCCCGAGAAAUGAGCAUUGAGACUCUGCUCGAAGCGGCCCGGUUCCUGGAAUGGCAAGCCCAGCAGCAGCAGCAGACGACGACGCCGACGACGCCACGUGAGGAAAACGAAAAGCAUGAAAAAGUUCGCCUGGAGCAUGAACAGGAACAGAAGAAGGCCAGCGUGCAGAGGGUUAACCAUGUCGUUCACUCAGAGGAGCCAAGCAACGAACUCCCCGCAGUCCCCUUGUCUCCGCCUGCCCCUGCUCCUCCCCCUCCCGCCCCUGCUCAGCUUGCAGCCCCCAUCUCGGUCAUUCCUAUUCCCGUGGUCACCAGCCCCCCCCAGCAGGCAGCCCAAAGCGCCUUGUCCCCACCCCUCAUCCAGCACCAUCAACCCCUUGUUGCCACUCCGGGCCUUGGCAAGGAAGCAGCCCUGGUGGCGCCCGUCAUACAGAGGACCUCUGGCCAGCUCCUGCCUGACAUCAAAGCUCCCACGCCCCCUUCCGGUAGCCCCAAGCAGCUCCCCCACUACGCCGCCCCUGUCCUGGCCAUUUCCCAGCACCACGUGGUCCAACAUUCCAUCCAGCCACAGCCCUCCUCGCAUCAGCCGCUGCAGCAGCAUCCGGUAGCGCCACAGCCGCUCAACACGCUGAAGCUGGCUCCGUUGGAAGAUGCCAAACCAAAUGAGCAGAAGAAAAGGCCUGGAGGGGUUGGCACUCGGGAGGUCCAUAAUAAAUUGGAGAAGAACAGACGCGCUCAUUUAAAAGAAUGCUUUGAGACUCUGAAACGCAACAUCCCCAACGUCGAUGACAAGAAAACCUCUAACCUCAGUGUCCUAAGGAGUGCCUUGAGAUACAUCCAGACUUUGAAGCGCAAAGAGAAGGAGUACGAGCAUGAGAUGGAGCGCCUGGCCCGAGAGAAGAUUGCCACACAGCAGCGGCUGGAGGAGCUGAAGAACGAGCUGAGCCAAUGGAUGGAUGUCACGGAGAUUGAGCGCAUCGUCCGGCAGACGGUCCAGCCAGAGGACGAUCAAGCCUCUACCUCGACUGCUUCAGAGGGUGAAGACAACAUAGACGAGGACAUGGAAGAUGACCGGCUGGUGAAUUCGUUGCCGAAGCUCACCCAUCGCCAGCACCCCGAGCUCUUGAAGCCUCUGCCCCCGAACGCUGCUUCAUACCACCCGUCUGUGCUGCCUCUCCCGCAGAAACACACCCCACCCCACACGCAGCCCCCCCUUCAGCCUCAGGCGCUGGUCCAGCCCCAAACCAUCGUCCCCGCACAGACUCACCUGGUGGCAGCCUCCACGGUGCAAUCGACUGUUAUCGCGCACACGGCCACCACCCACGCCUCCGUUAUUCAGACUGUCAAUCAUGUAAUUCAGGGCCCACAGCCCAAACACAUCGCGCAUAUUGCACCGUCCACCUCCAGCCCGGUCCAGCUGACCACCACAGCCCAGCCGAUCGGCCACAUCACUGUGCACCCGGCAACCCUCAACCAUGUGGCCCACCUGGGUCAGCAGCUCCCCAUUUACCCGCAGCCCGUGGCUGUCAGCCAGCCAGUGGUUAGCCACAUCACUCAUACUAUUUCUCACCAGCAAGUGAAUGGAACCACGAGCCUCGGCCAGCCAGCGGUCGUGGCCAAGCCUGCUGUAGGAACCCAAGUGGUCCAUCACCAACAGUUGGUGGGGCAGACGGUCUUGAACCCGGUAACUAUGGUCACCAUGCCUUCGUUCCCCGUAAGCACGCUGAAGCUGGCCUGAGAGAGUGGUUGGGAGCUGCAGCUGAAACUCCGUACAUUCCAAGUGCAUCCUUGUUCCAGAGGAAGAGAAGAAAACCACCACGAGUGCAGAAACUCUGCCCUGAGAAUCGUGCGAAAGAUCAGGCGGGAGGGGGGACUGGCGAGAAAAUACCCCCUCCCCCAUUCUCCCCUUUCCAUUUAUCUAAGCAACCCGGUAACUGAGAGAUUGGGUCCGCUCUGCACUUGCCCCCCCCUUUCAGAGAAAACGUUUAAUGGUCCUUCAUAGUGAUUAUUAAUACCCACCUUUUUACAUGUAAUCAAUGAGAAACAACUUAUAACAACAUUCUUAAGACUUUUUAAUUUCUUUUCCACCUCCCCCACCUUUUUUUUGAUGUGUCGCUUCUUUGUAGAAUUUUUUUAAUAAAAAAGGCUGAUCUCUUUAUCAAGACUUUGCAUAGAUUAAGAAAAAAGAAAAUCAUAGAAGAAUAUAAAUAUAUAUAAAUAUAUAUAUAUUUAUAUAUAUAUCUACCUGCCUAUAGCUACAUAUAUAUAUAAAUAUGGUUAUCAAUGAAGGCCAUUGAUAAAGGCGGAUUCUUUGCAGGAGUAUUUGACACCUUUUCUUCGGACUGAGAAGACAGAGCCUCAUUCUAAAAUUGGAACCUUCAAAGACAGAUGGUUUGGUGGACCAGGGUAAAAUCAUAUUUAAAAAAUGGAGCAUAACAUGUUACGGUAUUUCCUUUCAGUAUAUUUGCAUUUCAGUAAACCAUCUAUAAUCACUGUGACUUGUUAUGGCAUUUUAAAGAAAUACUCUGUCUAAUAAAAGGAGGAGAAAAAAGUUGGA